Molecule: messenger RNA, 4002 nt
Organism: Seminavis robusta
Lineage: Eukaryota; Bacillariophyta; Bacillariophyceae; Naviculales; Naviculaceae
Source: the annotation of a GenBank genome assembly
AUGUUUGCCGAGGAGUUGUCUAGCAACGCCAGCCGCAAGCGUCAACAAGAGAAUCGAGCUCGUCGUCGCCAAUUGAAGAAUGAGAAGCAAAAGCAAGAUGCCAAGGCAACGGCAGCCACUGCUGCUACUGCUGCUGUAGUAGCAACUGCCACCCCCACACCAGCGACGAUUAGCACUCCCGUUGUCACUUCGACACCCACUCCACCACCCAUAGUAGCCGAUGCGAGUGAAACGUCUGGCAAAUCAGCCGCCGUGGCGAACGCUUUGCAACAACGGCAACUGCGUCAAACGACCCAAUUGCAACUCAAGUCGAGCAUCAAGAUCCAAUCUCUAGUGCGAGCGUAUCAAUCCAAUUUCAAGCUACUCCAACAACACACUACACUACUGAAAAAGCGACUGAGCGAUUUGAGCAAAUUAGCCACUCUUAUUAAAAAGAAGAAUCCUGACAAACCCUUUGUGCCACCCGUCGCCACCACCACGGCUUUUACGCAGCAAUUGCUCUUUUUGACCAAAUCCAUUCCCUAUCAACGACGCAACAGCACUACUAGUACUACUACGAGUACUAAUACCAAAGACGACAAUAAGAACAGCAAACCAACACAACCCUACGCGCAACGAGUCCAACUGCGAGGAUUGGAAUCCUCCUCUCAACUAUUCAAGCAAGUGUUGGAGACGUGUGUUUUGCCCGGCUUGACCAAUCCAGAUGACACGGCCAAUCCAGUCGUUCAAUGGCUUCAACAGGGCACCUAUCGACUCUCGCGACUGGUCCAUGUCGCCAUGACCAUUGCCACGACACCUCAUGCGCCCAUUGCCUGUGUCACGACCAUUGGAACCUUUUUACGAAUUCUCGUAUUGGGAAAACACAGUAACAACCAUACACGCAACGCUAAUUCAUCAUUGACGUCGCAAACAGCCCAUGCCACCAUUGUUCCACUCUGUCGGACGUGGUUUUUGGACGCCAACCAUUCGGAUCUCUACUUGUUUCCCGUCGUACGACACUUUUUAUUGUGGCAGAUGGGUUCUCAACAACAGCCCAUUCCCAACAAUUCCAUGGCACUUCGGGAAGAUUGUUUCAGUGCCAAAGAACGACAACAAGCCGAUGUACUCUUUCAAUUACUGACAACACUCGUCACGUCUUCGGGCAAAUCCACUCCCCUUCAAGCACGGUUUGUCACGGAAAUUCUCACCAUUCCACUCCUCACAUGGAAACUGUCGCCCAAGUCCGUGGCACAAUUGGUGGAUACUUCCAAUUCCAACAACAACAACAACAACAACAACAAUAGUAUUCUACUCGUUUCCAUGAUGAAUGCCUUUUUGGAACUCUACCAAGAUCCACUCGGCGAUGGAAAAAUUGCCAUGAUUCUUCCACAAGUACAAGAAGGAAUCAUGACCAACAAAUGUCCCGCCACCAAUACACAGUGUCUACUGGCCAAUUGUACCACGCUGGGCCGAUUGUGUCCUUCCACUCAGUCAUUGACGGCCACCUUUUUUUAUUUGGUGGCGUUUUUACUCGAUGUCGUUCCAUUGGGGACCUUUCUGACACGAGAUUCCGCCGCCGUCGAAUGGGUCACGGAUGGAAAAGGACAUCAUACACCCAUUGUGUUAUCGCCCGUCAUUUUGGAACAGUGUAAAUUGUUGCUGGUCGAAUCGUAUGUCCGCAAUUUAUUUGCAUCGGCUAUCGACACAAAUGCACUGCAUACCACGGCCGUACUGGAGGCGCAAACCGACAAGGAUAAAAAACACGAAACGGACUUUGUCAGUACGGCAGGCGCAACCGCGACAGCCAUGGCGGCCAAGGAAGCGCGGGUCGAUCGCAAUCGAUGGUUGGCAUCUGCCAAAUGGGCCAGUAAAAUCAAAAAGGGAGUCUCCAAUAUGCUAACAUCCUCUACCGAACGGCGUGCAUCCUCCACCACAACUGCACCUGCAGGUGCCGGAAAAUUGGUGGAAACAUCGUCCGUUUCGCGACAAUUGGCCAGUGGGAAUCAUACUAAUGUCGCAAAAGCCGUGGCAGCGGCAUCCAACGAAUCAUCUACCGAUAAACGUCCCUACAGUCCCCAGUUGCUCUUUUGUCUCUGUCGGACGUACGCCAUUGUCUUGGCACGAUGGGGUGGCGGCGGCAAGGCCGAUGUUAUUGCGACACAACAACAACAACAAUCCACAACCGAACACAAGAAUGAAAUUGCCACGUCCAGACCCGAUCCCUGUACCAUGGCAUUGCUCAAUGUCUUGUGUUUUGGAACGGAUCUGGUGAGGACCACCUGGGCGUUGUUGCAGAGUGACAAGGAAUUGAAUGCCGAACUUCAGGCGACCAUGGACAAGACGGCCAUUCAAUCCUUGACGGCACGACCUUGUUUUGCAACGUACCCACCUCGCACCAAACUGAGUCACGACAGUGCCGUCUUGUUAUAUGUCUUUGUCGCGACCAUUUCUCAUGCACUCAUUAUUACCGAUGAUGUAGAAAUCCACGAAAUGGGCCGUCCUUUGCCGCUCCAUCAACUGCGACGGUGCAUUCAACUCUUGAAAAAAGUCUUGAUUCGAGCUUGUGAGGGUAGUAGUAGUAAACAACGACAUGCGAGCAGCAAUCCCUUUGGACUCUCCUUGGUGGCGGCAUCGGUCAAGGUCAUGCGGGAUUUGUACGAUCGAUCGGCACGGCGGCCCCUCUGUGUGCCCAAAUUGUGGCUUGUGGACAAUCUCAUGGUCAAGGAAAUUUCCAACUGCAAGACGCACACGGAUUAUGUCGAUCUCUUGCACUCGAGUCCCGUCUUGAGGAUUUGUCCCUUUUUGGUAUCCUUCAAACGACGGCUCAAACUAUUUGAACGGAUUGUGACGACGAGUCGCAUUGAGAUGCAGGGAGUCAACGAUGCCAAUCCAUUCAACAACAAUCCACUCAAACCGGGUAUUCCUGUGCAAAUCAUGAGGGGAAGAGUGUUGGAGGAUGGGCUGGCCACAUUGAACAAAUUGGGACGCAAUCUGCGGCAACGAAUCAAUGUGCAGUACUUGAACGAAGCAGGGGCGCGAGAGAGUGGUGUCGAUGCUGGCGGAUUGUUCAAGGAGUUUUGGACGGAUUUGUGUGCCAUUGCCUUCAAUCCCAACUAUGCUCUGUUUCGUGUGACAGAAGACGAGCAAAACUGCUUGUACCCCAAUCCGUUGUCUGGUUCCGCGCAUGGUGCGGAAACCCACAUUGUUCUCUUUGAGUUUCUGGGCCGCAUUCUUGGCAAGGCUCUCUACGAAGGCAUUACAAUCAGCCCACAGUUCUCCCACUUUUUCCUUUCGUUUCUUCGGGGCGACUACAACUAUCUGCACAUGCUACCCGAUUUGGGCUCUGUGGAUAAGCAGUUGUACACUAAUCUCAUGUUCUUGAAGACAUACGACGGCGACGCCGAGGAUCUUUGCUUGACAUUCUCGGUUGCCGUGGAUGAGUUUGGUGGAAACAAGCAGAUUCCUCUCAUACCCAAUGGUGGCAACAAGGAAGUCACGAAUUCCAACAAACAGCACUACAUUGGCUUGGUGGCCAAGUAUUAUGUGGUGGACAGAGUUAAGGAGCAAUCAGAAGCCUUCACUCGGGGUCUGUGGGAUGUCAUUGACAAGUCAUGGCUGCGGCUCUUUAACGAGCCAGAACUGCAGGUUUUGAUCAGUGGCGCUACAGGGGGUGCCCUCGAUGUUGAGGAUAUGCGGGCCCACUCACGUUACAUUGGUGGCUACACGGGCAUUGAAACGACCAUUCGUCGUUUCUGGAGCGUCGUGGCAUCGUUGAACACGAAGCAACAAGCAGACUUGUUGCGUUUUGUAACCAGCUGCGAACGUCCUCCUCCGCUUGGCUUUGCCAGCAUGAACCCUCCUUUUACCAUCCAACGCGUGGGGAUCAUGCGAGAUGGCGACCUCUUGCCAACAGCCUCCACUUGUUUCAAUACCUUGAAGCUCCCAACCUACAGCAGUGAAAAGGUCAUGAAGCAGCGGCUGAUAUAUGCCAUUGAGGCUGGGGCAGGAUUUGAGCUAACUUAA